CAAUAGUUUUCUGAUAACAGGUUAUCGUUGUGUAUUCUGUUUAUCGUAAAUCGUGGUUUAGUAUAAGUUCUAUGUUAUGGAUAGAUCUAUAACCGUGAUUACAACUACAAGAUAUGAGACACGACACACGAGUUUCAUUUUCAAAUUUUUGAUAGUUACUUCAGUUUUUAAUCAUUUCUGACCGUUGUUUUUAUUCUUUUUAGUUGACGCUGUGUUUAAUUAACAUUAUAAAUAUUUUUUUCGCGCUAUAUGUUUUUUUUAUUCGUGAACAUAUGGAGGAACUUUCCAGUCAACCCAUUUGUAUCUGUAAUGAAUGUACAAAAAAAACAUUUCUUUCAUUUCCAAAACUAUGCGAUAUUGACGUUUGUUUGAAUCAUUUAACCGAAGUAGACCUGAGCUCUAGUAAUAUUAGUAAAUUACCCUAUUUAAUCGGAAAUCUUGUUAAUAUUGUCAACCUUAAUUUAUCUUCAAACAAAUUGGAAACACUGCCUCAGGCAUUAACCAAAUUUGACCAUUUAACAGAUCUAAAUUUGUCUAAUAACAAUUUCAAACUGGUGCCUCAAUGUUUAAUUGAUGGGAUGUCUUCAGUAUCUAAACUCGAUUUAUCCCAUAACAACCUCUUACAUAUUAAUAAAAAACCAUUUUGUAUUCAACGAUUAGUAAAUUUAAAUAUUAGUUACAAUAGUUCUCUUGAGAGUCUUCCGAAUUGGUUAUGGUCAAUUGAAUGUAUUUCAUUAAAGUUUUUAGAUAUUUCAUUUACAAAUUGUUUAAUGAAUGUUGAAUCGGAUCCUUAUUUAAACAUGUAUGGUAUCAGUAAUCAUUUGGAAAAUUUGAAUAUUUCUGAUACAAAUUCUGAUGUACUUAAAUUAGAUUUCAUCAAACAUUUAAAAAAACUUAAAACUCUAGUUGUAGAUAACAAAGAGAAAAUGUUUAGUAAACAAAAUUGGUUUAAUAAUGUACCACUGGUGUUUAACUAUAGAUUCAAAUCCAUUACUUGCCUAAGUAUGAGCAAUGUUUGUUUAACUAACAUUGGAGACAAAUUAUAUUUUAGUUUACCCUAUCUACGAAUUUUGAACUUGUCCAAAAAUUACAUUGCGUACCUACCCGAUACUUUGAGUGAAUUAAAAAAUUUAGAAGUUUGUGACUUUUCAAAUAAUCAAAUUUUAAUAAUUCCCGAAUGCUUUAAAGAUUUGACAAAUUUGAAAAGAUUAAUAUUAAAUAACAAUGAUGUAGGUAUGAUUGAUAUGUAAAUACUAUUUGAAAUAUAUUAAUUUGAUUAAUUUUUUUAGCUAUCAACAUUUCCACAUUUUCUAGAAGACCUACCAAACCUAGAGUAUUUGGAUUUAUAUUGUAAUAAUAUAAUUAAAUGUCCGCAAUUGAAUUUAAAUUCUAAUAUUAAAUCAAUUGAUCUUGAACGUAAUAUAUUUUCCACUAAAAAGAGCAUUGAUCAAAACUCUAUAGUAAGUAUUAGGUAAUAUAAAUAAUAAAGAUUGAAUGUUACAAACUAUCUUUUUAAAAACAGCAUUUUUAAUAUAUAAUUUUUAACCUUAAAAUCUAUACGUAUUUCUUAAAUAUGGUUACAUUUAUAACUCUUGUCAUUAUUAAUAAUAAUUCUUUAAUGAUAAAAAUAUAAUUUAAACAGUACAGUCAUAUAUUUUUUAUUAAAAUCCAUAAGGUAUUGUCCACUGAAUUCAUAACUGAAACUAUCUAAUAUUUUUCAUUAUCGUCUGUAUUCAAUCUAGGGAUUGGCUUACAGUAACUUUCAUAUUUACCUUUCUUUUAAUUUCUUAAUAUUAAUUUCAUCCUUGGUCUUUUACUAUAAGUUGGGUGUACUCUAAAUGUUAUAUAUUUGCUAUAGUUAUUCUACAUACCCUUCAAUAAUUAGUCCAAAAAGCCCUUCAUACAUUCACAUGGUCAAUCCAUUUAUUACUCCUUUUUUUAAUGCAUCUCCAAAUGCCUAGAUCUUUUCUCCAUCAUUCUUUUAGUACUUCUUUUGUUACCAUAUCCAUCCAACCUAUUCUGAACAUUCUUCUAUUACACCAUAUCUCAAAACCAUCUAUUGUCUUUUGUUUUCCUUUUUUGACUGUCCGUGUUUCUCUAUCAUAUAACAUUAUACUCUAAAUGUAAGUUUUAAGGAAAUUAUUCCUUUCAAACUGAUAUUUCUUAAAGUAAAGAAGUCCUUUUUGUGGUUAAAUACCAUUUUUGCUUGAUAUAUUAUUUUUAUUUUAUCAUUUCUUACUACUUCCAUCCACAUUUGUAUACUCUUAAUAAUAGUUUUUUUUUUUUUUAUAUUCUUAAUAGGUUCAUUAUGAAAAGAUGUUAAAUAAUUUACGUUUAUCAAUAAAUGAAAACCGUAUGACAGGGUCUUUAAUUUGUACUGGUGCUGAAGAUGAUGCAGAACCCUUCAAUGAUGAAUCAAGUACUUCAAGUAAGAAUGGUUGAUUAAUAGUACAAUAUUUUGCCUAUUAUAAAUAAACAAUUUUCAAUUAAUAUUAUCGAUUAUCGUUUUUAAUUUCUGUCACAGUGAUUUAUGUGCAAUCAUAUAUUAAUUUAUUUUAAUAAUUUUCCAGGCAGCUGGUGGUCGUCUGAACAUAAUAGUUUACACAAUACAAAUGAGUGAGUUAAUGUAAACAUUACAUUGUUGUGAAAUAAUUGUUCCUUUAUGUUCUGAUAAGAUUAUACAAAAUUAGCUAUAACUUUCAUAAUUAGUUAAAUGAUGUCCUGUAAUUUAUUUAUUUCAAAAUUACUUAAAUUGAAUAUUUAUACAAAUUACAAUUCAACUAAAAUAAAUUGAUAUGGUAUUAAGUACUUAAAAUUAUUUUUAUAUAAUUUAUAUAAAAUGUUUACAAGUAUUUUAAGUAAAGUAUAAUAAAUAAUAAUGUUUAUUUCAAUAAACUUUUAAACAAUUAUAUAGGGUGAAAAUAGUUUAUGUUCAGUCAAAUAAAAAUAUUUUUAUUUUUUUUUGGGGGGGGGGGGGGGGGGUAUCUGGUCUUAGACCAUCGUGUCUUGCAGUCUAUUCUCCAACUAUUUAUAUUUAAUGUCAGGACCUUUCAGUUUGACCCAUCUCUUGGUACUUCCGUGUCCUUCUCAGAGACGUGCUCACGGUGGGAGGAUGAGAAUGUCAUAUUCUCCCCGUGAAUUUUUUUUUUUGCAUUUGUUUCAAGUUUCUUGGUAGUUUUUUCGGAAAUAAAGUAGUACAUAGUUGGUUUUAAUUUUUAGUCAUGUUAAUUAAUAUCAUACAUAUAAAAUAUAUUUAGUAUAUAUAAUAUAUAUAUAUAUAUAUAUAUAUAUAUAUAUAUAUAUUUAUAAUAUACAUUACAUACAAUAGUAAUAGUAAUUAUCUAUAGAUAAUGCAUAAAUAUUAUAAAAAAACUACCAAUAUACUAUUGCAAUAUUUCAGUCCAUUAUAUUCUGAUAUUUAUGUUAUAAACGCGACCAUAGGCAUAUAAAUAUAUUACCAUUAGUUUUUUAUAGUUAUGCAGUUUUUAUCUAUGCUAUAAUAACACUUAUAUUAAUACAUAUGUCUAAUUGCUUAAAUAUUUUUAAUAAUUUCAUAUUUUAGAUUCUGAGUGGAGCGAAGGAGUUUAUAGUUUUACAGAGAUGUUUAUUUUUUUUUCCUAUGAUCAUCUUUUCUACUAUAAAUUUUGCUCUGAUUUAUAAUGAUAUCACUUUUUUGAAAGGAAAUAUAAGGAAGGUACUUUAGGGAAGUCAUUUUACUAUUUUCUCAGCAAAUGUGUAAAAUCGAAAAAUCUGAGGAAAAACAUGAAAAUCUCAUUAAACAUGGUACAUUAAACAAAUAUUAUUGAAGAAUAUAUAUAAUGCCUAUUUAAUUAUUUUACCAUAAUAUGACAUAUAUAUUGUUGCCAAAGCAUCACUAUUGACUGAACUCCGCUCAGAAUCUUUUUUUUCGUUAACAGUGAUUUAUCGUUGCUUACAGGUAUACGUUAAAUUACCUAUAACAGUGGCUGCACUUGACCUCAUUAUCCUAGAACAGCUUUUUUAAGACUAAAAGUAUACAUGUAAACGAUAUAAACUUAUUUGUGAACUGUAGAUUAUCAGAUGAUGGUAUUUCAGGCCUUUUAGAUUCUUGCUGCUACAGUUGAAUAGAAUGGGUGACAUCAUCUUAUCUUAGGCUAAAUUUUACUGCAACUGAAUCUCACUGACUUCAUGUAUCCGACUUUCAUUUUAACCAUGAUUUCUCUGAUGAUAAUUGAAAUUAACUAAGAUAAGGGCUAGAAACAAAUUGAUCUGAAUCAAUUAGCAUUAACUAUAUCCUAUCAACUUAUUAUAUUUUAAAUUAUAUGCAGAGCAAGAUUUUUAAAGUAAGGCAGCUUUCCCACUAACACAGUGUGAUUAACGCGAAAACUAGUAAAAUAUCAAAAAAAUACAGUGUUCAACAAGGUUCUUGUUGAUUUACACAUUAAAGUGCUUGUGGUUCUAUUAUAAACAUAAGUAAAACAGAUACAGUAAAAAUAAUCAGUUUCAUCAGUUGCAUCUUGUCAAUCGCAUCAUCCUAGUGAGAGAAGUACUUAAUAGUUUUUAAUUGUUCAAUAUUUAACCCCCAAUUACUAAGAAAGUAGAAAGUCCAAAAGUUUCAUAAAAAUACUUUGUAGUACAGCUAUAUAAAAUAAUAAAUAAUAAAUUAUAAGCAUGUUUUAAAAACUUAUUUUUCAAAAAGUGGAAAAUUAAUCAAGUGCCAAAAUUUUAAUUUCUAACUACAGAAUCGUUUUCCAAAUCCAACAAUUAACCAUUGUUCUCAAUAUUUAACUACCAUUUAUUUUUAUUUUUGUAAUAAUUUAUAUAACUAUAUAAAAAAAAAAAUCAUGUAUAUAUUUUUCAUUUCAGAGAACUUGAAGAAGCUGUUGAUAUUCAGCCAGAAGAAUAUUGGGAUGACAACUCCUAUGAAAUGACUACUGGUUUAUUUGAUCCAAAAGGUCAACAAUUACAUUACAUUAUUAUUAUAUAUUCUUCUGUACAAUUUAAAAAUGUUUAGGAAUAAACAGUCUUCAAUUCCUUUAAAAAUUUAAAUUAAAGAUGUACAACAUUUAAAAAAUAAAAAUGAUAAUCAAUUUUUGGACAAUUAUUAAUUAUCACUUUUACUAUUUUCAUUGACUUCUGAAUCCAUACAAUAUUCUAAAUUCAUUCUUAUAAUGAUUAUACAUUUAUACAUUGUUAAUAUUUCUAUUAGUGGUGAACCGAUAUGACUUUUUUUUCUGAUAUUCAAAUUAUCUGAUUUGUACCCAUAUAAUUUAAAUUUAUUUAUUACAUAAAAUAUAUUAUAUGCAGUAAGUAACAUGUUUAUUAAACUAAGGUCCUUUUUUUUGAAAAAAUAUCAGAUCUGAUGUAGGUUAAAAAAAAAUACUGAUUUUCCGAUAUUGCCAUUAUUGGUUGAUAUACGAUAUCCUCAACCCUAAUUUCUAUGUCUAUCAUUAAAUUAUAUAAUUUACUUUAUCAUAUUUUAUACUAUUAUGAAAAAUGUUGUCACUUGUUAAUUUACUCAGAUUAACAAAUAUAACAUUUUUAAGUUAUUUAUACGAUGUAUUUCAUUUUAUAUUUAUAUUUAAAUUUGUCCUUUAUAGAAUUAUUUAAUACAAAAAUGAUGUAAUAUCAGAUUUACUCAUUUUAUUCUUUGGCAUUAUUGUUAUGUGGUUAUUUGUACUUUUUAAGUAGUAUGAGAUUUUAUACCUCAUUACAUCAAAUUGGGCAUAUUUGUUUUAGUCAUUUAAUUGAUGAUAAACAACCUAAUUUAAAAACUUUAAUACUCAAUAUUUAUUAAUAGCCAGUAAACUAAAUUAUUGCCUAUGUAGAUUUACAACAAUUUGCUGCCUCUUGAAAUAAUUAACCACCAACUCUGUUAAUUAUAACACUUUUAGUAGUUUAUUAUUUUAAAUUAUUAUACAUUUGUUUUGUUAAUUUUUUAGAAUUUGAAGUUAGUUUAUUGAAUGAUUUAAAAAUGGAUGAACCUUUAACUUUGGAUGAAAAAUCUAAUGAAAAAAGGAUUAUUAUAAAUGCCAUGCGUUCAUGUAAUGAACAUUAUUUUUGUCCACAUGAUGAACAUACUAAAAUACUGAAAACUUAGAAAAUAUUGUGUAAUUUAUUGUAAGUAUUUAUUUCAUUAUUUGUUUGUAUAAUUUGAAAAAAUAAAAUAAAACCCCUACACAUUAGUGUAGGGGCUUUGUUUUAUUUUAUUCAGAAACACAAUUCACAACGCCAAUGAAAACUCUCCAAAAUAUUUAUAUUAUAAGCUAAAUCUUUUUUAUUUUUAUAGAUAAAUUGGUUAAGUUAUUUAAAAUAGCGUGUAAUUGUAUGUAUAAUAUCUAUUAUACUUAUAACAAGUACAUACAUUUGUAGAUCAUGAUAAUAUUUCAAAAUAAUUAUUUAUUUUAUUUUAAAGGAAAAGUUUUCACUGAAGAAGGAAGCUCAUUGAAGAAGAAAAGUAAUCCGACUAAGCUGUAGAAUAUAAAGUGAUUGAAUAGAAUACACAAUAUACAAAUGUUUCAAGGUAUUUUUUUUUUUUUAAGAAAUUUAUUUUAUCAAUAUAUUUCCACACUAUUGUUUUAUUGUAUUGUUUGUAUUGCUCGUAUUAUUUAUAUCACUAAUGUAUUAAAUAAAUGAUUUAGUUUUAUCAUUUAAAAUGUAGUUUAUUUUAAUUUUCUAUACAAUAAUAAUAACAAUUCAUUGUUUAUAUUAUUUAAUAUUGACUCUAUUCAGAAUUAGAGCAUAUCGAUUACUAGUUUAUGCAUGCACACUAUUUUUAACUGUUCAAACUUCCACUGUUUAACCAGUAAUCGCUGACUGUAUGCCAUUAUAUGUGCAAACUCUAAUGUGUUUCGUUUGCUUCCGGAUGUACUCUUAUUCUGAAUAGAGUAUAUCAUAUAAAUCUGACAGAAAUAUUCCCAACAUACAAAUGAAUUUAAACGAAAUUUCUUUUCAAAAAUAAUCUAAUUAGAAUUCAUCAAAUUAAAAUAAAUUAUUUAUAUCUAAUAUUGAUAUUUAUUUUAAUAAUUCUGUUUACCAAAUAAAGUGAGUUUAAAUAUAUGUUAAUAUUUUAAAUACUCUGAAAAAGUACAUAAAAAAAUAUAUUUUAAAAUUAAAAGGGAGAUUUAAAAGCAGUCUAGUUUUUCUAAAUUUUCUAAAUAAAAUUAUACUUAUUAUUAAAAAAAAAUUAUUUGCGUGUUAGUCGUAUUUUGUAGUUUUAAAAAAUUGUUUUUAAUAGUUAAGGAACAUUAGAAUAAGGACUUUUAAAUUCUUCUACCGUUUUUGCAAUAUUAAAUAUUUGAAAUUCUGAGUGUAGCGAAGAAUGUAUUGGUUUUACAAAAGAUGUUUAUUUUAUUUUUUUAUACUGUGUACAUACAUUUUACCAGAAAUCUUGCUCCUAAAUAUCAAAUAUAGCACCUUUUCUGAAAAUAAAACUGACUGGGGUGGGUACUUUAAAAAGGUUGUUUUUUAUUUUCCCAGUUGUUAUAAUAAAUGGAAACAAAUGUAGGACAAAAUGGGAAAAUAGGUACAAUAUUUAACAAAUAUUAUUAAAAAAAAACAUAAAACGUAUAAUAUGUAAUUAUUUUUUCACAAUAUGACGUAUAUAUAUUGUUGACAAAGUAACAUUAUCAACAGAACUCUGCUUAGAUUCGUUUUUUUAUUUACAGAUAUACAUUAAAUUUCCCCUCUACUACCUUCCCAACUUCUCACUUACAACAGUUACCCACGUGCAAAGUAUGUCUGUCCUUUUUUUAAAUGUUAAAUGCUUUUUGUGGAUUUUAAGUGUAAUAAGUCUCUAAACUUACUACCUGAUACCUUACUAACUUAAUGUCAUCUUUUCUACUUUGUAUUAUGAAAACUAAAAUGCUAUAAUGAAACAUCAAUAUUACUACCACAGAAACAAGAUAUGAAUUUCUGAACUAUUUGUUAUAACAGUUUUAAAAAUAUAGUAUGUUAAAAUGUAAUAUAGUGUACAUUAUUAUGGAUUUGUAAAAGUAACUUUUGAGAAAUACUCGACUAUACUAGUCAUUAUGUAUAAUUUAUGAUUAUUAUUUAUAAUUUUAUAUCUUAAAUCUCGAUUUAUAUCAUUAUCAAAGUGCAAUUAACACAGGAACUUAAGCCAGGGGACCACGAAAAAUGACGGCAAUUCAUUGAAUGGAUUCUGGAAAGAGAACAAGAGAACGAGGGUUUCGCAAAUCGCAUUAUUUUAACCGAUGAAGCUCAUUUCCAUUUAAACGGGUUCGCAAACAAGCAGAAUUGUCAAUUAUGGGGAUCUGACAACCCAAGAGUGAUCCAUGAAAAAGAAAUGCAUCCUCAGAGGGUUAUGGUUUGGUGUGUAAUUUGGAGUGUGGGUUUGAUUGGUCCUUACUUUUUGUUUGGACCAAAUGAACAUUGAAAAUGUAUGGUUUUAACAAGACUGCGUAAGUUGUCACACUUCAAGAGAAACAAUCGCUCUGCUCCGUGAGAAGUUUCUGGACAGACUAAUCUCGUUGUGUGGAAACCAAAGCUACCCACCUCAAUCUUGCGACUUGACGCCGUGUGAUUUUUUCUUAUGGAGAUACUCUAAGUUACGAGUUUACCAGAACUAAGUAUGAAAUGUAUUUUAACUUAAGCAAGAAAUUCAUCGUGUCCUUUACGAACUUGAUAAGGAAAUGUGUGAUCGAGUGAUGGUAAAUUGUAUGGAAAGAAUAAUCGCCUGUAGGGGGAGUCAUAUAAACGAUAUUAUUUUUCACUGUUAAACCUAAACUUCUCUUGAAGAGAAUGAUAUAUUUGUUAUAUUUUUUUAAGAGAAAUAAAUUUAAUUUAUAGCAGAUUUAAAUCCGCCGUUCUUUUUGAGAAACACUUUAUUAUUAAAUAUUUAGGAAUGAUAAAUGUGUAUUAUUUACUGUUAAUGUAUAUCAAAG
This is a messenger RNA of Cinara cedri, 8882 nucleotides long. NCBI's taxonomy places the organism in Eukaryota, Metazoa, Arthropoda, Insecta, Hemiptera, Aphididae. The record is from the annotation of a GenBank genome assembly.